Molecule: messenger RNA, 2325 nt
Organism: Diaporthe amygdali
Lineage: Eukaryota; Fungi; Ascomycota; Sordariomycetes; Diaporthales; Diaporthaceae
Exons: 12
Coding region: 1-2325 (774 amino acids)
Source: RefSeq, a predicted model, not a curated record
AUGCGAUCUAGCUCACUGGCCGGGCUGGCUUCGGUCGGGCUGGCAAGCAUCGCCACGGCCGAGGACCUCCUCUUCUAUAGCACCAUGACUGACACCCAGGAAUACAUACAAGCAACGACCGUUCUUGGGAUGACAGCCCAUGUUGCAAGCCCUGAAGAAUGGGCCAGCUAUACCACGGCUGAUUUCGAGAAGUAUAAGGCCAUCAUCAUCCCGGAUCCUACCUGUGGCGCCGUCAGCACAAUCGACUUUUUCGACCUGACAAAGGCGGUUUGGGGCCCUGCUGUGAUGGGUAACAUCAUCCUCAUCGGCACGGAUCCCACUUUCCACUCUUCAAGUCGACCCGGCGCGCUGACCCUCAUUGAUGACGCUGUUCUGUUUUCUGCCUCGGGCAAUGGUACUGGCCUAUACUUUGCCCUGUCCUGCUACUAUGACUCCGUCGACACCGCCACCGUGGACUCCUUGUCCUACUUUGGAACCAUCACUGUCCGCGGGCGGCUAGCCUGCUACAAUGAUGCGCACUUGGUCGCUGACUCCUCUGCCUUGGGCAAGCUCGAUGAUGCCGCACUGAGCGACUGGUCCUGUAGCGUCCACGAAGUCUUCUCAUCCUAUCCCACCACAGGUCUUUUCGGCUUCGAGCCGCUUGCCAUUGCACAAGGAGCCACUGGGGACGGGCAGAAGGACUUCGCGGAUGGCUCAAAUGGAAUUCCCUACAUCAUUGUCAAAGGGGCAACGCCGGCUGGCUGUGGCGAUGGCGUAUGGGACGCGAGCCUGGAGGAAGAAUGUGACAACGGCCCUUCGAAUGGAACGCCAGAGAGCUCCUGCUCGUCAUCCUGCAAAUGUCUCAAUGGAUCUGUCGCCCCGGGUGUAUGUCGGCCACCGGGUCCGAAUUCCACCUUCAGCACGACUCUGCCUACCCCGUCCUCUACGUCCCUGCCGUCUAUCACUAACUCAAGUUCGACAGUGGUCUCGUCCGCUUCCUCGCCCGUAUCUGCGAACUCCAGCAACCCACCCAGGGCGAACGACUCGUCCUCGGCGUCGAUUUCGCCCCUGGGGUCAUUCACGAACUCGAGCCCUGUCGCCCCCGCCACGACAGGCCCGGCUACCACAGCGCCUGGCAGCACGAGUGUCCCGCCGACCUUCUCCGGCACGCCGGUUGUAGCAAGCGGCAACAGCUCAUCGCCGGUUCUCUCAAGCACGACAAAGUUGUCCGACAUGUCAUCUUCUGUCGCCUUCAGCAACUCGAGCUUUGUCCCUCCGGCGUCAUGGACGCCCUCCGCCUCAGUUCCGACCACUCCGUCGGCUGGGGCGUCUGAUACCAGUGCUUCAGCGAUAAAUGUUACUUCUUCCUCGGAAUCACCUGCAAGCUCGUCAAUACCGUUCACGAAUUCCAGAGUCCAUCAUGCCACUAUCGUCAGCCUCCUUGCCGAGCACGGUUACAAGCAGCGGCGCUGUGCCCAGCGGAACCGUUGUCUCAUCAAGUGUGGCUUUGGCAUCUUCAGAGACCUCGAGAUCGGCAACCCUGCCUGGGUUUCCUACCGUCUCAGUGCCUACAGGUGCAUCGUCACUGGCGCCGAGCUCGUCGAUGUCCACGGAAACGGGAGCCACCACCGCAGUACUAACGCUAUCGUCCCCCAUACUCAUAUCAAGUUCUGUCGCGAUAUCAACUGUCUCUGCCAUUGUUCCUACCGAAGGCUCCAGCACCGAGCUAGCGCUAUCAAGCAACAGUGCUUCAUUGGGUGUAUCCUCGAUGCCUUCUGCCGCAUCAGCCACUGGAGCACCGCCAGCGUCUCAUCCCCGGGAUCAGCAAUGGCGCCUCCGGCUUCCAUUUCAGCGCCUGUGACCUCGACGACAAUCACCAGUAGCUUUGUCACCACUCUUGCUACGAACUCUUCCACCUCACAGAUUACCGACUUAAUUACGACUGAACUUACGACUUUGUAUGUAACAUUCGAAGUAGAAGAGCAUCUUUCACUACAGAGCCAGUCCCUCUCCCGCCCCUUCUUGCAGCCUGGUGCCCUGCUGUUCAAAUGGGGUAUCAUCAUCGAGGGCACCGCCAUCAGGAGUCGCGUCGCCCAGUCCUCCAAACUCCGAAGCACCGUCCGUAGGUAUCUCAACCGGCGUCUUGCAUUCGAGCAGUCCCAAUUCGAUUCCUUCGCCGUCGGGACUACCAUCAUCAAGCUCAAAUCCCUCACCCCUCUCGAGUUUACCAGGCCCAGACGUGUCGCCUCCUCAAGCGUCACCAUCCUGGCUCACUUUUACGACUAUUGCAAGCUCAGCGGUGCUUUCAUCGUUGAAUCCAAGUUCAGCAUUGUCUUCUCCUUCUGA